Messenger RNA from Dentiscutata erythropus, 369 nucleotides. Lineage: Eukaryota; Fungi; Glomeromycota; Glomeromycetes; Diversisporales; Gigasporaceae. The record is from the annotation of a GenBank genome assembly.
AUGAGGGCCAUCAUAAAAGGACUUAGACAACUUAGUCAAAAUCAUAUAGAACGAGCUACUGCUAAUACUAACUCUAAGGAAUAUAAACUUGUAGAUUUUCCAAUCUUUUCAGGAAGUCAUGAUGAUGACCCUGUUGAAUGGUAUGAGGCUUUUAACAGAGCCUGUAUCAAAUUAGAGUUGAAGUUAAAGGAAGAAGAUAUAACUAAACCAAUGUAUACUACUAUUCAAGUUGGUAACAAUUUUACACAACUGGAGGACCAACUUAUAGCCAAUGUCAAAAUAGAGAAUAUUAAUAAUCCUCUUCAAUAUCAACCAGAUGAUAUAUUUAGACUUAUACAACCAGAAAUGAAGAAAAUAAAAGAAAGUUAA